Molecule: messenger RNA, 880 nt
Organism: Lathyrus oleraceus (garden pea)
Lineage: Eukaryota; Viridiplantae; Streptophyta; Magnoliopsida; Fabales; Fabaceae
Product: 60S ribosomal protein L6-1
Exons: 4
Coding region: 72-773 (233 amino acids)
Biological process (GO): cytoplasmic translation; ribosomal large subunit assembly
Cellular component (GO): cytosolic large ribosomal subunit; ribosome
Molecular function (GO): RNA binding; structural constituent of ribosome
Source: RefSeq, a predicted model, not a curated record
AUCACAACCGGUUUCUUCCUCACUCUCAUUACCUCUGAGACAGAAACUAGGGUUUGCAUUUCGCAGCAGCAAUGGCGCCGAAGGAGAGAGCACCUAGGGUUAGCAGAAACCCUGAUUUGAUCAGGGGAAUUGGAAAAUUCUCAAAGUCUCAGAUGUACCACAAGAGAGGUAUUUGGGCUAUUAAGGCCAAAAACGGCGGCGUUUUACCUCGCCAUGAUCCCAAACCUAAGCCUGAAACCCCUGCUGAGAAACCACCCAAAUUUUACCCUGCUGAUGAUGUUAAGAAACCCCUUCUUAACAAGCAUAAGCCUAAACCUACCAAGCUCAGGGCCAGCAUUACCCCAGGAACAGUGCUGAUUCUUCUUGCUGGAAGAUUCAAGGGAAAGAGGGUUGUGUUUCUGAAGCAGCUUCCUUCUGGAUUGCUUCUUGUAACUGGUCCCUUCAAAAUUAAUGGGGUUCCCUUGAGACGUGUGAAUCAGUCUUAUGUGAUUGGCACAUCCACCAAAGUGGAUAUCUCCGCUGUCAAUGUGAGCAACUUUGACGAUAAGUAUUUUUCAAAGGACGCCAAGAAAAAGAAGAGCAAAGGAGAAGGCGAAUUCUUUGAGUCAGACAAAGAGGAGAAAAAAGUUUUACCUCAGGAGAAGAAAGAUGAACAGAAAACUGUUGAUGCUGCAUUGAUUAAAGCGAUUGAGAGUGUCCCGGAUUUGAAGACUUAUCUAGGUGCUAGGUUUUCUCUCAAGGCUGGCGUGAAGCCACAUGAGCUAGUCUUUUAGGCUGGAUGAAAUAGUGAUGUUAUGCUUUGUUGUUAUAUUUUUUUUAAUGGAACUUGGUUCAGAUAGUUGCUCUUUUUUUAAUUUAAGAUUCUAAUUUUGAUGAGAAA